CGUCGCCCAAUCUUCCUACAAAAUGGACAAGGAAGUCGCCGUGCUGCAGCGUAAACUCGAAGCGGAGCUGAAAAACUUCAAGGACACGCAGCGAGAGUUCUCGAAGCUUGUGCAAACGCAGCAGCAGCUCGAUGGGCAGUACUUCGAAAAUAAGAGCAUUCUGGAGGAGCUGCAAAUGCUGAAGCCAACCAACACGGUGUACAAACUGUACGGCCCAGUGCUGGUGAAGCAGGAUCUCGAGGAGAGCAAGCAAAACGUCGGCAAGCGCAUCGAGUACAUCACGAAGGAGCUGAAGCGGUGCGGGGAGAACAUUACGCAGCUGGAAGCGAAGCAGGACAAGUACCGUGCGAACCUGCAGAAGCUGCAGAUGCAGUACCAGAGCCAGAUGGCGAUAGCAAAGCAGUAGUGUCGCACGACCGUUGCAGAUAUCAGAUAUCAUCCAGCACGCUAACCAUUGCAAUCAUUUUCCGGAAUAAAUCGGGCACGCACCAUCUUCUGGCUUGAGCUAUCGAA
Anopheles merus is the source of this 513-nucleotide messenger RNA. It is a transcript of the gene Pfdn6, whose product is annotated as probable prefoldin subunit 6. Gene Ontology annotation, biological process: chaperone-mediated protein complex assembly; protein folding. Gene Ontology annotation, cellular component: cytoplasm; prefoldin complex. The record is from RefSeq and is a predicted model, not a curated record. The transcript is spliced from 3 exons. Gene Ontology annotation, molecular function: protein-folding chaperone binding. Bases 23 to 406 code for a protein of 127 amino acids. Lineage: Eukaryota; Metazoa; Arthropoda; Insecta; Diptera; Culicidae.